Messenger RNA from Guillardia theta CCMP2712, 426 nucleotides. RefSeq lists its product as hypothetical. Lineage: Eukaryota; Cryptophyceae; Pyrenomonadales; Geminigeraceae. The transcript has a single exon. The record is from RefSeq and is a predicted model, not a curated record. The coding region runs from base 1 to 426 and encodes 141 amino acids.
AUGGCAGCAGCCCGGCAGUCCCCGAAGGCUCACGCAAGCCCGACGGCGAGGACGUGCUGGCAGCCCGUUGCAAGCAUAGCAGAGCUGCAUGCGGGCUUGCCUCAAGGCUCGUCCGCGUCCUCCUCUUGGUCCUCUUCCUCAACGUCGCCGCGUCUUCUUGCCUCCUCGUCGCUAUCCUUCUCUACUCCUCCUUCCCUCGGAGCCAGAGGGUCAGGAGGCUGGACGGAGGACGAGCAUCAGCGCUUCCUCGUCGCGCUCAGAGACUACUGCCCUGACGCUGAGACGAGGGCUGCUCAGGACGGGCGCGUGCGGGUAGGGCUGGGCAAGAACGCCGCCUACUUCAUCUCGAGGGCGAUCGGGACGAGGACGGCGUCGCAGGUGCGGUCGCAUGCACAGAAGUACUUCGAGGGCCAGGGAAGGAGGUGA